This is a messenger RNA of Lineus longissimus, 7579 nucleotides long. Its product is annotated as alpha-1,2-mannosyltransferase ALG9-like. The transcript has 15 exons. The record is from RefSeq and is a predicted model, not a curated record. The coding region runs from base 105 to 1778 and encodes 557 amino acids. Lineage: Eukaryota; Metazoa; Nemertea; Pilidiophora; Heteronemertea; Lineidae. Gene Ontology annotation, biological process: protein N-linked glycosylation. Gene Ontology annotation, molecular function: alpha-1,2-mannosyltransferase activity. Gene Ontology annotation, cellular component: endoplasmic reticulum membrane.
GUCGAGAAAGAGGAAAAUCUCUCCGUGAAAAACGCCGUGAGUACAAAGAAGAAAAGAAAGGGGCAACUGAGGAGCCAGAUGUCCCUGCUCCUUAUCAACCAUGGAUGCCUUCUGGUUACACGGCUUUCAAGGCCUUGAUGUCAGCCCGUCUCUGUGCUGCCAUCUGGAGUAACCUUUCGGAUUGUGAUGAAACCUACAAUUACUGGGAACCAGCUCACUAUCUCCUGUAUGGGAAAGGAUUCCAAACAUGGGAGUACUCCCCAAUCUAUGCCAUCAGGUCCUAUGCAUACCUGUGGCUCCAUGUUCUACCACUGAAGGUUUAUGUGGGCGCAUUUCUCCCUAAUAAGAUCUUGGUGUUCUACUUUAUGCGAUGCAUCUUAGGAUUUUCAUGUGCACUCUGUGAAGUUUACUUCUAUAAAGGGGUGUGUCGUCAAUUCGGAGCCAACACCGGGCGCCUAGCUCUAUGCAUUCUCCUCCUGAGCACCGGGAUGUUCAUCUCCUGUUCUGCGUUCCUCCCCAGCAGCUUUGCCAUGUACAUGACCAUGCUCGCCAUGGGAGGCUGGUUCCUAAACCAUACGUGGGCGGCCAUUCUGGCUGUCGCAGCAAGCACCAUCAUUGGCUGGCCGUUUGCCGGCAUUAUUGGAGUGCCGAUUGCAAUUGACAUUAUCUGGAGGCAGAAAAAUGUGUUUUAUUUCAUCCAGUGGUGUGCCAUUGCCAUCUUCUUGUUUUUGCUUCCAGUCACCAUCAUAGACAGCCAGCUCUAUGGUAAAAUAGUCAUUGCACCACUGAAUAUAGUCUUAUACAACAUCUUUAGUGAUCAUGGUCCCAACAUCUAUGGUGUGGAAUCCUGGACGUUCUACUUCAUGAAUGGCUUCCUCAACUUUAACAUUAUCUUCAUCUUUGCCUUGAUAUCAUUGCCAGUUAUAUAUGGUGCUAAAUAUGUGUUGAACCUCAAAGAGAAAGGUCUACCGGUCUAUCUUGCACUCUCCGGCAUGUACUUAUGGAUGUUAAUCUUCUUCACGAGGCCACAUAAGGAGGAACGUUUUCUCUUCCCCAUCUACCCCCUGAUUGGUAUGGCUGGUGCUUUAACCGUUGAUUACAUUCAGAAAAUGUACUGCUACCUUCUCAUAAGACGUCCAGUAUUUACACAUUAUACAGACUAUACCAGCUGGAUGUCCGUACUGGUGGCUGGACUGUUUGCAAUUAUCUCGGUAUCUAGGACACUAGCUCUGUAUAGAGGUUACCAUGCUCCCCUCGAUACGUACCUGGAGCUGCAUAGAAUAGCCAACAACGACAGAAUCCACACGCUACCCUCGGACAAGACGGUCAAUGUCUGUGUUGGGAAAGAAUGGUACCGGUUUCCAAGCAGCUUCUUCCUUAAUAAUGAAAACUGGAAUCUACAGUUCCUGCAAUCAGAGUUCAAAGGUCAAUUACCAAAACAGUAUGGAAAAGGCCCUGAUGCUACAAAAGUUAUUCCAUCGCAUAUGAACGACCUUAAUUUAGAGGAGCCUUCUCGAUAUUUCGAUGUGAACAAAUGCCACUACUUAAUAGACCUUGAUGCGUCGGAAGAAACGGCCAGGGAGCCGCGUUACGUGAUGAAUACAACCAACUGGAAGGUUUUGGCAUCUUCACACUUUAUGGACGCAUCCAGGUCACAUCAGUUCUUCCGAGCAUUCUAUAUCCCACUUCUGACAGACAGAUACUGCACCUACACUAGUUACAAUAUAUUAAAAACAACAAGGACGAAGUCCAAGAAGAAAGCAAGGUCUAAAUCAUGAUGAGGAUUUAGUUUUUAGUUUAUAGGAAAUUUUAAAAAUCGAAACUCUUCAUAAAUGGAUAACACAUUUCCAGGUCCCCAAUGCAAGCAAAAGAUUUUUUGCUCAAUUUUUUUAGGGUACGUAUCAAUAACCUUAAGUUCUUUAACAGUACGUUGAACGCAUCCUGGCAAAGGCCCUGCCCAGAGGUGGACCAUUUGGAAAGCCCUGUUGGCUGUACCAGUACAGCGUGUUCUCUGAUCCAUUUUCUCAAUUCAAUUUUCUAAAAUGUGACCUGCCAUGACGAAACAAGUCGCACGUCGCUCCGAUCUUGACAAGUUGAGACGGACUGGUUGUUCAUUUCACUGUUGUCUGCCUUUUGUGACAUCUGAGAACAUCAAUUUCUUCUAUUAUUAUGUCCUGGUGUCAUUUUAGGCUUAUCUUCUGUGCGACAUGCGACUCAUUUUGUCGUGGUGGGUUCCAAAUAUGAGGACAAAUCAUGUAAUAAUCCAUUCGUGUUGUGAGUUUUCAGGUUGAAAUUAAAACCAUUUAUUUUUCUAUGCAUGCUGCUACUGCCAAAUCGGGCCUUUUAGUUACAUAGUUAUCCGGAUUAAUUUGGCCAAAUUAGGAGUUUGUGGUCCCUAAAGGCUGAAAAAAAAACAUAUGCAGUCCUGAAAGUAAAAGUUUUUUGUCAUAAAUGCCUGUUAUCUGAUGACUGGUCAAAGGACGAUACAAGACAAUUCACCCAAAUUUGCCAAAGCAAAAGUACCCAUAUCAUUUUAAAAAUAGAAGCAGUAACUAAACUUAUGCAACUGAAAGGCCUGCAAAUUCUUCUCAAUAUUCCUGAGCAAACCUUUUAUCAAGCAUGUAUUGAAUAUUGUCAAAAACAUACAUUUCAAAAAUUCACCAUGUUUUCUCCCAGACAUUCCAUAUAAUCUCCGUAUAGGCCUAACCAUUGAGUGUGCUUUUUGGUCUUCUCUUCUCUCCUUGGCAGGCUUGCGUACUUGCUAUAGCCUACAUUGUGAAACACCUUUAUACUUCAUUUUGCACCAAGUAUUGUUAUGUGGCUCUGCAUUUGACCUACAUGUACGUGUAAUAUCUUGGAGGGGUCCAAAUAUUCAUGCUGCCAAAAUUUCAUGAGUUAAAACUAGUUAAAGUCGGCUUGGCUAAUGACCAGGCCACGGACGGAGCCCUGCUAGUCUAAAUAAAGAUUUUGUGCCCUGACUGGAUCUCUUUAACUGAACUUAUCUCAUAGUCAUGGAAAUAUUAUAUUUCUUCCCCAUUUGGUGAACUUCAUCAGUACAAUCAGCCAGCCAGAGGCCACCAGAUGACCAUGCAAAAUAUUUACUCCUGAUAGAUUCUGUCUGUUUGUGAUUAACCUCUUGAAUCUUGGUGACCGACCAGUCGGUCAUUUUGAAGUAAUGUUUUUUCCCAACGACCGAUAGGUCGGUCUCGGUGGUGUGGUGAAUUGCGGUCCCUCCCGUUGAUCCCAGAUUCCGACCAGGGAGUUAUAAGGCUUAGUGAUGAUGGGCUAAAGAAUCGUGCAUAAACUGAACUGUACACGUUGAAUACUUUCUCAUAACUGCUAACUUUAUUCCUCACAAAGCAAAAUGUUAUAUGGUUCAUGAACUUUCAUGUCCGGGAGAAGUGAAGGUAUUUUGUGACAAACUCAACUUGAGGUGAUGGAUGACCAUCGUAAAACUGCCUAAGCAAAAGCCUAGAGAUUGGAAACAGAUGUGUUGCUGAGGCUUGAAAUUACCGACACUCCUCGCGGCCCGAGAAAGUUCAUGUCUAAAUCUGUGUCAAAAUGAAAACAUGCACCUAAUUAUCUCAAAUUCUAAACUGCGGUUACUUGACUCUUCUGACGUAAUGACCUUAUAAAUAAAGGUGCUGAACUCGACUGCUGACCUCAACCUCAAAUCUUAUACUGAUAUUAUAUAACCAACUUGUCAUUAUCUUCUGUUCAACUACUCAUACUGUAAACUCCCAAUUGAGUGGAUAUAAAAGUUAUGGUAAAAUAUAGAACUAUUCAAUUCCAUGAAUAUAACUAAAUCUCAAAUUCUCGUGUAUUUAAGACACCAUUGUCAUGAUUGUGAUAGAUCUGUACUGAUCUACAAUUUAGUCCAAAGUGUUCAUAAUGCGUAAUUGUUCUUUGAUAUUUGCUCUGGCACGUGAUGCGGCGGAACGUUUAGGACGUUCUGUUGUCUCAGUGUUCUUUUCUAGGUCUACUUUUCUCUGACCUUCAAAGUUUUCUUCAACAUUGAGUUCUAAAGGGUACAAUUUUGCUAUUGCACGGUGAGAAGUUCCACGGGUGGAACGCACUUCAGCUGAACGUGUAAGUCCAUCUGGGCCUGGAUGUAAUACAGUUAUUACACCGAGUUUCCAUGCGCAUCUGCGCUCGUCUUUAUCAUGGAUGAUAACCACGUCACCAACUUUGACAACGUCGGCUUUGAUGUUCUGUUUCCUUAUUUCGUGUUGGUGUCUCUCUCGUAACGUAGCCAGGUAUUCGUCGUAGAAUCUCUUGCGAAAUGCCUCUAGAAGUUGUGCCCUUCGGAAAGCGAUUUUCUCUAAGUGUGCCUUACCACGAUAUGUCAUAUCAAAUAGUUCACCUUCGUCGAUGUCAUGAUAAGGGAAAGUUGAAAGUUCGUGUCCAUGAAUCAAAUGGUUCGGAGUGAUUGCUUUGAGGUCAUUAGGGUCAGCGGAUAGGUACGUUAGUGGGCGAUUGUUUACAACUAACUGUACUUCUUUAAUAAGAGUUUGUAGCUCAUCCAUGGAUACGAGUGAAUUUCUUAGAGUUUUCUUUAUCGCGAGUUUGGUUACCCCUAUUAGUCGUUCAUGAACUCCUGCAAACCAACUGGCUUGUACAGGUGCAUAUUUGAAUCUAAUUCCUUUUUCUGCGAAAUGUUUCUGACACUGUUCAUUGUUGACACUUUGAUACAGUCUUUUGAGUGUUCUGGCAUUAUCGCAAUAUAUUAGCAUGGGGACUGAGUAUGACGAUGAAAAUCGGCGGAAUGCGCGGAGAAAUGCUUCGCACGUAAGAUCUGGAGUUAUCUCAAGGUGCACCGCGCAUGUGGUGCAACAUGUGAAAAGACAAACAUAUGCCUUUUUCGUGAAGUUUUUUCCCAAAUUGUCCGUAAUCCUGACGUAAAGAUGAGAAGUAAAAUCAACUGCUGUUGAUUUGAAUGCUUUCAGAUCAUUUAUCCUAAAGUCUGGUAAGGGUGGAGCUAUGGGGGUGAGGUAAGGUCUCCCUGCUACUAUCUUACAGGUGACGCAACGAUUCAGAACUUUCUUUACGGCUGACCGCAUGGAUGUCAGCCAGUAUUUCUCACAUAAACGCGACAUUGUAAUUCCGACCCCAUAGUGUACUACUGAUUGAUGAACAUGUCUGAUGAGCAGGGUUGAAAUGUAUGUAUGUCCUGGCAAUAGGAUAGGAAACUUUCGGUCUGUGUUAAUGUCCGCAUUGAUAAGCCUCCCGCCGCAGCGAAUAAUACCCUGUUUGUCGAGAAUGAGGCCCAGUUGAUUUAUGAUUGAUGGUUUCUUGGGCAGUCGCUUACUUUUAGCUUUCUCGGCAUCAAGAUAUUGACCUACUUCCGGGUAGGCUGCUUGCUGAGUCUGGGCUAUCCAAACGUUUUCGGCUUUAUUGAUGUCCUCAGCCGUCAGAUCACAUUUCCGAUUACUUAGUCCUGAUCUGAAGGCGCGUGUUACUAGAGCGGUGACUCGUAGUAGUUUGUCAUAUGAACUGAAAUUGUUAAUGUCAAUUAACUUGCUUAUGUCCGGGCUGGCCGGUUUGAACUCAUUUUGCAUUUCGACACAUGCUGUGAGUGUUGUGAGAGAUGAUGGAUUUAAAUCCGAUACUUUGACUAGUGGCCAAGCUGAGUCUGGCUUUUUGAGCCAAUCUGGUCCGUUCAACCAAUUUGAAUUCCUCAAUUCGGUAAUGUUUGCUCCUCGCGAGAGUAUAUCGGCGGUAUUCUGAUCGGUACUGACGUGAUACCACUUACAAAUGUCUGAGUUUUCACGAAUGCUUGUGGUUUUGAACGAAUGGUUUCAACUUUUUGAUUGAUUGUAGCCAGUACAAGGCAAUUUCAGAGUCUGUAGCGUAAGUCAUCCUGACUUCCGGGUAUUCCUUAAUGUAUGUUUCUUGUAGUGUCUUCCCGUACUGUGCCCCCAUCACCAUGGCCAUUAGUUCUAGUUUAGGUACAGUAAGGUUAGUGUUCUUCUGUGAAACAACUUUGUUUUUUGACCCAAUUAAGGUCACGUGUUGGUCUUGUUUUACGAAUGCAACACAUCUGAUUGCUGAUUUUGGACACGCGUCACAGAAAAUGAUUGUCUGUAAUGGUUUGCUGUUGUCGCCUCCGAGCCAGCAUGGAAAGUGUACGGUGUGUACCAAAUUCAAGGAUGCCUGAAUAUCCUGCCAAAGCUGAGUGUCCUCCUGCGAGAGUUGAUCAUGCCAUCCUUUGUUAUUUUGCCAUAACCUGUUUACGUAAGCCUUGGCGGGUACUAUCAGAGGGCUGAGAAGCCCGAGUGGAUCAAAAACUGAUGCUGUCUGGGAGGUUACAACACGCUUAGUAAGAGGUUGUUGUGAUCCAUUGACUUUUUUGGCAAUGUUUAUGGUGUCUGCACUUGUGUCCCAUUUAAGUCCCAGUAUAUUAACAAUCUCGGAACCUGUGUGUAACUCAUCAGACUUGGCCUGUUCAUUCAAAACAGGGGCAUUGCUAGACCAUUGGCGAAGGGUGAAUGACCCGUCAUUCAUGAACUUAUUGGAGUCUCUGUAAUAUUCCAUUGCUUCUGGAACUGUGUCUACUCCUGUGAGCAGAUUAUCCGCAUACAUUUUCUCAAGCAUAUCCUUUGCAAUAGGUGAAUCAUAGGCACUGAGGUGCUUAUACAGAGUUAUGGCUAGAGCAAAAGGACUGGAUACGUUGCCGAAAAUGACGGUGUUGCAAUGAUAUGGCACAAUGUCUUUUGUGACGUCAUUGUCGCGAUACCACAAGAAUUUGACGUAUUUUCGGUCUGAUUCUAGCAAUCGUACCGAAAGAAAGGCCCUGGCAAUAUCUGCAGAUAGUCCGAUUCGUUUUGUGCGAAAUUUCAACAAAAGAUUUGUCAGAUCAUGUAGCAUGUUCGGUCCCUCAUAAAGGCAUGAAUUGAGGGAUGGUGAUCCGCUACUAGCGUCGAAAACAAUCCUUAGUGGGGUAGUUGUGCUGUCACGUAACACUGGAAAAUGUGGCAGAAAGUAACCAUCUGUAUCUGCUUGUUGAUGUUCAGGAAUUUCUGAGACAUUCUCUUUGGCAAUGUUCUCAUGCAUGACUUUUACAUAUGCAUCAACUAGUUGUAAUUUUUUCAGCCUACCCAUGACUUGUUGUAUCCUUGUUUGACAGUUGUUGAAAUUGUUUGGUAACUCUGGGUGAUCUGGUCUCCAUGGGAGCGGGACGUAGUAUUUUCCUUCUUUGAAUUGGACAUUUUUGAGAUAUGCUUGUUUGAAAUUUCCUUCAAAUUCUCGAACGCUCACAUCGUUGUUUGAAACUAUGUUAUUUCUCAAAUACUCUUCAAGUAUGUUGAUUUCAUUGUCAUUGUCAUUAUUGGGAUUUGUUUCACUGGAACUGGCGGUGGCAACAUGGACCUGUUUCACAUGUAAUGGUCCCGAAACGAAACAACCUAAGUUUGAAAAUUGAACCAUGGGCCCGUGGCCCUUAACCCUUUCGCUGCGGCAGGCUUUUUUCGACGUGUACCGCCCCGUGCGGGAGCAUUUUCGGCAAAAAUGGGAAAAAAUGAAAUUUUUCAGAACCAUUUUUUUUCGACUUUCUAUGGUCUAUUGUGAUGCCCCAUGAUGU